Molecule: messenger RNA, 1539 nt
Organism: Impatiens glandulifera
Lineage: Eukaryota; Viridiplantae; Streptophyta; Magnoliopsida; Ericales; Balsaminaceae
Product: transcription factor MYBS3
Exons: 3
Coding region: 273-1328 (351 amino acids)
Biological process (GO): response to ethylene; response to auxin; response to gibberellin
Molecular function (GO): DNA binding
Source: RefSeq, a predicted model, not a curated record
UGCUUCUUCUCUCUCUUAUCCAGCUAGCCAGCCAGCCAGCCAAGCCAGGAGAGUAAACUUGUAGGAAGCUUAAAGAUACUUGCUUCAACCGAUACUCGACCAAACCCAUAAACAAUCUCGAGGACUUACAAUUCGCAAAACCCUGUUCUUUCUUUCGGAUCAUGUAACUUUGUUGGCUGUUCUAUCUGUUUAUCUAUUUAUCUAUCUAUCUAUCUAUCUAUCUAUCUGGGUUUGAUCGGAAUUUCUGUUUAGAGGAGGAGGAGGCAGCGGCCAUGACGCGGAGGUGUUCCCAUUGCAGUCACAAUGGGCACAAUUCUCGUACUUGUCCAAAUAGAGGGGUCAAGCUAUUUGGAGUCCGAUUGACGGACGGGUUGAUUCGGAAGAGUGCCAGCAUGGGGAAUUUGGCUCACUAUACGGGAUCCGGAUCCAAUAACGGCACCCCUUUGAACGGAAUCGCCGGAGGAAGUCACGAUUCACCUGGGGAUACGCCGGAACAUGGUGCCGGAGACGGAUAUGCGUCUGAGGAUUUCGUUGCUGGGUCAUCUUCGAGUAGGGAAAGGAAGAAAGGUGUUCCAUGGACAGAAGAGGAACAUAGAAUGUUCUUACUUGGUUUGCAGAAGCUGGGAAAAGGAGAUUGGCGUGGGAUAUCCCGCAAUUUCGUCAUCUCAAGAACACCCACUCAGGUUGCAAGCCAUGCUCAGAAGUAUUUCAUCAGGCAAUGCAAUGUUUCCAGACGGAAGAGACGCUCCAGCCUCUUUGACAUUGUAGCUGACGAAGGAGGAGACGGUGCUGCUCCGAUGGUGUCUCACGAUUUCUUUGCAGAAAACCCUCCUCCACAAGGCGAAACACAGGGCAUUUUCUCCUUACCAUCUCCUCCAGCUCUAGAGGAAGAGAUAGAGAUAGAAUCAAUGGAUUCCACCACCAACUUCAAUGAAGAAGAACCAGAACAAGUCCCCCAAAUUCCAGAUGCUCAGCCAUGCUAUUAUCCAGUUCUGUAUCCCGCAUUUGUCCCUUCAUUCUUUCCAUAUUCUGUUCCCAUAUGGCCUUCUCCUCCUGCUUAUAAUAACCAGGAGCAGCAGCAGCCUGCUAUUAUAGAGACUCACCAAGUGGUUAGGCCAACUGCUGUUCAUUCGAAAAGCCCAAUCAAUGUAGAUGAACUUGUUGGAAUGUCUAAACUGAGCAUAGCUGAAUCAGAUGGAAAUGGGGAUCCAUCUCUAUCCCUAAAACUGCUUGACGGUUCGACAAGGCAGUCUGCUUUUCAUGCCAAUCCAGCUUCUGGGAAUUCAACAGCCGGCUCUAGCAGCAACAAUCCUAUCCAUGCUGUUUAGGUGAUUACAUUGGCCUUAGUGGGUAAGUAAGGAAGGAAGGAAGGAGACCUUAACUUAAAAUAGUACAAACUGGUAGGAAGUAGUAGUGAAUUUUAAUGACUUUAUUAUUAUUAUUAUUAUUAUUAUCAUCAUAAACCUCCGCCCCGAGUUUGUAACUUGUCUCGCGUCCAAUAAGCUCGGGGAAGUGAAUGUAAUGGGUUGUUUGGAUUUU